Messenger RNA from Danaus plexippus (monarch butterfly), 812 nucleotides. Its product is annotated as protein lethal(2)essential for life-like. Lineage: Eukaryota; Metazoa; Arthropoda; Insecta; Lepidoptera; Nymphalidae. Gene Ontology annotation, biological process: protein refolding; response to heat. The record is from RefSeq and is a predicted model, not a curated record. Gene Ontology annotation, molecular function: protein folding chaperone. The transcript has a single exon. Bases 116 to 652 code for a protein of 178 amino acids.
GCCCGGCAUUCAUUACAAGAAAGCGAUACGAGAAACACACUAGUGCUCUAGCGCUGCGACGUUACAUUGCUCUAUUAUUCUUCAAGGGAUACAAACUCGUGAUUUAAACUACAAAAUGUCUCUGUUGCCAUUCGUGUUGGGUUACGAACGUCCUCACCGUAUCAUCGAUCAGGACUUCGGCUUGUCUUUGACUCCCGACGAUCUACUCACUGUUGCCGUGUCUCCACUACUAUCACGAGACUACUACAGACCCUGGCGUCAGAUGGCGGCUGCUGCGAGGGACGUCGGAUCCACCAUCAAGUCGGACAAAGAUAAAUUCCAAGUCAACUUGGACGUGCAGCAUUUCAAACCUGAGGAAAUAACUGUGAAGACUGCAGACGGUUACAUAGUCGUGGAAGGAAAGCACGAAGAAAAGAAAGAUGAACACGGCUUUAUAUCCCGUCAGUUCACUAGACGAUACGCACUCCCGGAAGGCUGUAAUCCAGACACAGUAGAGUCACGGCUGUCUUCAGAUGGAGUGCUGAGUGUUAUUGCUCCGAAAGUGCCAUCAGUAUCGAAGAAUGAACGAAGCGUCCCCAUCGCCCAGACCGGACCCGUGAGGAAGGAGAUCAAGGAUCAGAAUUCACAAGCCGGAGCUGGUGAUAACAAAUGAAGAUAGUUUGAGAAUUCCUCGGGAAGAACCAAUAAGUCUGAUUACUUUUAAUCGUUUGCAUUUAAGUUUAUAAGUUUUGUUAAUAACCCUCAUAUGUGAUUUUAGUACCUACCUAUUAUAUUUAUUACCUGAAAGUUAAAUAAACGUCGUCUACAAAUAA